AAUCAUCAUUUUAACUUUCUGAAAAUUACUCUUUGACAGAUCUUAACUAACUCUGCCUUACGACACUUUUCUCAACAGACUGACAUUGCCAAAACUCACUUUGCUAGAAAUGCUGAUUAAGUUAUUGAAAAAAACAAAAAUUGCACUGGGUUUCCAUUUUUAUACUUUCUGUCCCCUUUGUCCUUAUGUCAGUCAGCUAGAUCCAGGGCCUCUGGGGGUAAGGGUGGAGAAAAGCCCCUUGGAGGAGUUUCUACCCACUGGAAAAGAAGCAAGCAAGCUGUAAGAUGAGCCUAGCCAAAAGAGAAACUUUCAUUAUGGCCUUUACAUUUAUGAUGAGCAAGAUAAAGAAGGAAGGUAGUUCUGAAGGCUUUAUGUCAGUUCUCACAGGCCCUCAAGCACUGAGAAAGAUAAUAGUCAAUGGAUGGUGUCCAUAAGGAUUUUUUCACCUUCUCCCCUGACAGCCAUUGACAGGAUCAUUUUGUAUUCACAAGUGCUAUCACUGAAGCAUGGAGAAAAGGCCCUGUAAAGCCAGCAGGAUGAGGGCGACUUCCCUGCAGGGAUCUCUCUUGUCAUCACUAUGGCAAUAAUAGUUACUAUAACUUUCAUUCUGCUUUUCUAUACAGUGUCUAUUUUGUGGAGCUCAAGGCUAUGGGAUUUGGGUCACAUGAAAUCACACUAGCAUAAAAUCAUGCUUUGUAAUCUUGCAAGAGUAUUUUAUAAAAGUGUGAAGAGAACUCAUGCAACAAGAUAAAAAUAAUUAGCAGUGCAGGUCAUUGGCUAAUACAGUUAUUUAGGGGAUGCUGACAGCUUUACAGAGGCUUUCAGAUAUGGUGUCAGUUUGUUUUUGUUUCUUUUAAAACUCUAUUUGGACUGUUAGACCAUGGCCAGUUUUUCUCCCCAAGGACACAGCUUAUCAUUUCGAGGUAAAAACGUAAAUUGCAAACCAGCUCUCAGUCAUCGUUGUCUGGUAGUAUCUGCAAUUAAAUCGUAAGGACAGGAGCCAUGCCUUCUAUUUCAUUUGUGCUCACCACACUGCAGCGAGUAAAAUUUCAGGAUUACUAGCUUUCAGACAGACGGCUUUAGGGACACCUGACACUAACAAGUACGACUGGGCAGAAAGAUCCCUCCUGAAUGAAGCCAGAUGGGACACUCUCUGGUGAUCUUAGGGUGAGAUGAAAAAUCUCUUAAGAGGGGCCUCGAGGUCAAGAGAAAAUACAGUUGGACACAAAAGGAUGUGGAGAAAAGAAGUGAAGACGAGAAGGACAAACAAAAAGAAACAAAGCCAGAGACUGAAUGGACUACAAAGAGAAAAACACCAGAACAGGAGGAUAAAAAGAAAAGGAAAGUUGGGCGCCCAUGCCAGCUCAAGCUGCAAGCGAGGACUUGCGGAGGGGCGGAGACUACAGCCCCCAAAAUCCCUUGCGGCACCUCCUCCUGGGGCGUCAGUCUCCUAGGCAACCGGGUAAACAAGAUGGCGACCUCCGGGAGAGAUCCCCAGUUGCCAAAGCCCUCUUUUCUCCAGGGAGGUUCGGGCAGUUCACGAAUUGGAGCCCAGUCGAAACUGUUGCACUCAGAAAAGGAACGUCAGUGUUGCUGGUCUCCUUUUCCCAUGGGGCAGAGAUCGAAAGAUACUUUCCGCAGAGCCUCCUCCUACCUGUUCCAGCAGCUCGUUCACCGCUAUCAGGAGUCAGACGUGGACAGAGAGGAAUACCAGGGCGAGGAAGAGGAAGAGGACGAGGGCGAGGGAGAGGGAGAGGGCGAGGGUGAAGUGGAAUCCGAGGAAUCCUCAGAGUCAGAAAUGCUGGAUUUGGAGGAGGAAUUUGAUGGGGUCCUGAGAGAGGAGGUUGUGGCUGAGAAACUCUACCAGCUGGGGCGCUCGGGCUCUGGGACUGAGCAGGUCUACCUCAGUCUGACGUUAUCAGGUCUCGAUUUAAUUGAUAUUAGCAUCCUCUGUGGAUACGUUCACCUACAGAAGUUGGAUCUUUCAGUAAAUAAAAUUGAAGAUUUGUCUUGUGUGAGCUGUAUGCCUUAUCUUCUCGAACUUAAUGCUUCUCAAAAUAAGCUGACUUCAUUCUUCAAUUUCAAGCCACCCAAAAAUCUCAAGAAGGUGGAUUUUUCCUGCAACCAAAUUUCUGCAAUGUGUGAUCUGUCAGCAUACCAGGCUCUCACGAAACUAAUUCUGGACAGCAACGAGAUAACCCACAUCAGUGGGCUAGAUCAGUGCAGCAACCUCACCCACCUCAGUCUGGCCAAGAACAAGCUCACAGCUAUCGAUGGUUUAGGCAUGCUGCCAAUCAAAAUACUUUCCCUGAGCAAUAACCAGAUUGAGAAGAUCACAGGGUUGGAUGACCUAAGAGCCCUGCAGAUCCUGGAUCUGUCCCACAAUCAGAUCAGUAGCCUCCAAGGGUUAGAGAGUCAUGACUUCUUGGAGGUGAUCAACCUGGAGGAUAAUAAGAUUGCUGAGCUGAGUGAAAUUGAAUACAUUGAAAACCUACCUCUCCUUCGGGUUCUCAAUCUCCUAAGAAAUCCAAUUCAGGAAGAAUCUGACUAUUGGCCCUUUGUAAUUUUUAUGCUCCUCCGAUUAACAGAAUUAGAUCAGAAGAAGAUUAAAGUGGAAGAAAAGGUUAUGGCCGUGAAUAAAUACAAGCCACCCCCCGAGGUGGUCGCAGCCCAAGAUCACAUGACCCACGUUGUCAACAGCUUGAUGCAACCACAGAGGAUCUUUGACAGCACCCUUCCGAGUUUGGAUGCCCCGUAUCCCAUUCUGGUGUUGGCUGGUCCUCAAGCGUGUGGUAAACGAGAGCUCGCUCACCGCCUCUGCAGACAGUUUAGCACUUACUUCAGAUAUGGGCCCUUUCACACCACAAGACCACCUUACUUUGGAGAAGGAGAUCGAGUUGACUAUCAUUUCAUCUCUCAAGAAGUUUUUGAUGAAAUGUUCAACAUGGGGAAAUUCAUUCUAACCUUUAAUUACGGUAAUCACAAGUAUGGAUUAAGUCGGGACACCAUAGAAGGUAUCGCAAGAGAUGGUUUAGCAAGCUGUGUUCAUAUGGAAAUAGAAGGUGUAAGAAGUUUAAAACAUUCCUAUUUUGAGCCUCGAUAUAUCCUGGUGGUACCCAUGAACAAGAAAAAAUAUGAGGGCUACUUGAGGAGAAAAGGAUUAUUCAGUCGUGUAGAGAUUGAAUUUGCUGUCUCCAGAGUGGACCUUUAUGUUAAAAUUAGUCAGGACUUCCCAGGAUAUUUUGAUGCAGUAAUCAAUGCAGAUGACCUGGAUGUCGCCUACCAAAGGCUGAGUGAGCUCAUUCGAGAGUACCUAGGGUUGUCGGAGGAAACUGCCAAGACUUUGGCUCCAACUGCAGCAGGAGCUCCUUCUAGCAAGAAGACUGCCUCUGGGGUGCCAGCACACCUGGUUCCAUCCCCAAGGCGCUUGGCGAAACUGCAGGCCGAUGGCCAGAUGACAGAGCAUCUCUCUGGAAUGCAGGUUCCUGCAAAGGUCCCUGAAAAUCAGAGCCUAGCUCCCUCCCAGAACCAAGAGCUGACUCAGGAGGGAGCAACCCAUCAAGAAGAGCUUUCUCCCGGCGGCCACGUCAGCGCCGAGCCUCCUCCACAGCCCAGCACAUCAGCGCCUGGUAUUCCCCAGCAGGCUCCAAACCAGAAGGAUGGGGGUGGUCAACAAUCAGAUCUUUCUUCCAAAACGGUAACCACAAAUCUCCCUGAAAAUGAGGCCCAGACAUCCGGGGUGAAAGCCAGUGAAGGAGGGCAGCCUUCCCCAACUCCUUCCCAAGGGCCUCCUCGGCACCCUGACCCACUGCCAGCGCACAGCCCUCAGCUGAACCAGGAUGAGGAAUCGGGGGAGGCCACAGUACUCCCCACCGGCCCUCCCCCGUCUGAAAUUGCACAGAGGUCUGGCCCAGCAUCCCUCAGCCCCCAGGGAAUGCAGGAUGAGGAAAUUGAGUCAGCCAACCUGCCACCCAACAGUUCCCAUCAUGCUCCAAGAGAUCCUUCUGGUCCUGACAAGGCCAAGACACCUGGACCACCUCUGGGAGAUUCUCAGCAACCUCUAGAGGAGGGAGUCCCCAAAGCUGAAGUCGUCCGGGUCGGCACUCCUUACCCAGAAUUGUCACACCCUCAGGGCUCAACAAACACCAGACAGACCCAGGACAGGGAAGACCCAGUGACUUUGCCUCCCACAAGCCGGCUGGCUCCCACCAGGCUGCCCCAGCCCCGGGUCCUCGCUCCCCUCCAGAGUCGGAGACCCACACCCAAACUCCUCUCACCCAGCCGGGCGGAGGCCUCAGGGACCGCCUCAGAUCAGACCCUGACUCCCUCUCCCAGGCCCCCGCCAGCUCAGGAAGGAGACCCCAGUAAACUGCCUCUCAUCAGUUCCCGUCGUCCCAAGCAGCCACAGACUCGGAGCCCCCAUCAGGGCCACAGUCCUCGGCAAGUCCAGGAGGAGAAAGUCAGGGAGGUGAAACUCCCUCUUGUCAGUCCCCCCGCCCAGGACCGGGCACCACAGCCUGCCCCUGAUCCGCCCCAGGAAGAGGGGGCUCAGGCACUUAAGCUUCCACAGAUCCCCACUUCUUUCUCCGAACGGCAGCUGCCGCAGAACACUAGGGCAGCCCAGCGUGACUCGAGGCCUGCAGAGGAAAGGCAGGCUCCCAAAGCAGGCCUUUCCUUUAGCAAGAAGAUUCCAGACAUACAGGCCUCGCCCCAAAACCAAAAGCCAGUGCAGCAGACCGGAGCUAGAAAAAAAAAACUCCUCAUCCACGAAGAGACUCCUAAGGGGCCUGCACAUCACAAACGGGCGCCACCUGGAGGCCAGCAGGCAGCCUGGCAGCCAGAAUCCCAGAGAGAGCCCACUCCCCCAGAGGCGCCCAGCCCCCCUAACCCCAGCCCUCCUGGGAGCCCUCAGGGGGACCAGAGAGAAAAAGGCCAUACACUAGGCAUUGCUGACCCACCCCAUACAGCACCGUUACUUACAGAGGCCCAGUUACAGGAAGAGAAAAGGGGAAAAGUACAUUAGUCCAGAAAAAAGGC
This is a messenger RNA of Camelus dromedarius (Arabian camel), 5037 nucleotides long. It is a transcript of the gene LRGUK, whose product is annotated as leucine rich repeats and guanylate kinase domain containing. Gene Ontology annotation, cellular component: cytosol. NCBI's taxonomy places the organism in Eukaryota, Metazoa, Chordata, Mammalia, Artiodactyla, Camelidae. Bases 1472 to 5023 code for a protein of 1183 amino acids. The transcript has 16 exons. The record is from RefSeq and is a predicted model, not a curated record. Gene Ontology annotation, molecular function: protein binding; GMP kinase activity.